CCCCAAGGGGGACACAUGAUGGGAACACGCCGGACUCUUCCCCAUCCGGGGAGGAAGUUGCAAAACAGGCCCCGCUCCGUCCCAAAGGCCAGCAACGGACCACGGACCGGUGAUUCCAAGGGCGGCGGCGGCGGCGGCGCUUCGGGGUCCUCAGGCCCGGGACGAGCCCCGACAAGAGCCCAGGUGCCGAAGCAGGAAGGGCAGGAGCAGCGCCCUCCCGGCCGUCCAGCCUCCGCCUCCGAGGAAAAGAGGGGCCCAGGGACCCGUCCCCUGGCCCAAGUUUCAAAGCUGGACCCACUUUGGGGGGGGGGGGGGGGGGGGGGGGGGCGGAGGCCUCUCGGAGUCCCAGCUGGUUCUGUUUGGGGAGAGAUUGGAGAGAUCCAGGUGGACAUCUCAGGGAGCUCUGUGACUCUCACAUGCCCUGCAGAAGAAGCAUCCUGGAGACAUGGAAAGGUGGAGGGAAUCGAAAAUCCCCUCUCCCUCUCGGAUAAUCUGGAGAAAGGACAAAUGGCCACUUGCAAAGCUGGGCAGAGCACCAGGGCGGUUUAUGUGAAGGUCAAAGGUCAGUGCCUGAGGGGAGGGGAGCUGGCAGGGGGUGGCCCUGGUCCUCCCAUCUUGCCACCAUUUUCCCACAGAAGAAGGCUGAAGGAUCUGGGCAUGAUGUGGCAAUGGAGCUCCCCUGCCCCAGCACUUGGUAUUUGGGGGCUGAACCCAAGCCCUGGAAGCUGGGAGAGAGGAGGGGGACAGGAGGCGACCCUCUUUCCUUCCUGCCCAAAAGUCGGACUCUCUGCCUUGACCGUGUGCUGGUGGUUUUUCCGGCAGCAUGUGAGGACUGCGUGGAGCUGGGCCUUGGGCUGGUGGCUGCCAUCAUUACCUCUGACCUUCUCAUCACCCUGGGGGUCCUCUGCAUGGUCUACUUUGGUUGCAAGAAUCACGCAGCCACCUUCCACGGCAGGGUUGGAGGGGCAGGCACCCACGGGCAGCCACGGGAUCAAAAAGUGGACCACCCCCCACCUGUCCCAAAUCCAGACUACGAGCCCAUCCGGAAAGGCCAGCGGGAAGUGUAUGCCGGCCUGGGGGCCCGGGCCUUCUGAGGGAGAUCCACAGCAAAUGAGGAGGAGGACUGUGCCCCAACUGCCCCUGUCUCGGCAGGCAGCAGCAAUGGACAUUGUGGGCAUGUGUGCCACCUUCCCCUUUGGCAUCAGUGCUUGUGUUCAUGGGUCUAAGUGAAGUGGGGAGAUGUAAGGCCACUUUCCCUGAGUCUCCCCUUCUGGCUCCUCAUUCUGCCUCUGGGGCCCUGGUCUACUCCCAGGAUGCCGUCCAUGGUCCUGCAUGUCAUUGCCCCCAAGCCCUGGCUGGGGUCCUCUUGACCCUGAACCAAAAGGGGGGGGGGAAACAGGGCAGAGAGAUCUCCUCUGGGCCCUUUCACACACUCCCCCCCCACAAAUAUUUGUGUUUUCCUUUGGUUGUGUUUGUGAGGUGUCCCAAUAAAGUUCCUUUUGCCCAGCA
This is a messenger RNA of Sceloporus undulatus (fence lizard), 1509 nucleotides long. RefSeq names its product CD3e molecule (gene CD3E). The coding region runs from base 16 to 1230 and encodes 404 amino acids. NCBI's taxonomy places the organism in Eukaryota, Metazoa, Chordata, Lepidosauria, Squamata, Phrynosomatidae. The record is from RefSeq and is a predicted model, not a curated record. The transcript is spliced from 6 exons. Gene Ontology annotation, molecular function: transmembrane signaling receptor activity. Gene Ontology annotation, biological process: positive thymic T cell selection; cell surface receptor signaling pathway. Gene Ontology annotation, cellular component: external side of plasma membrane; alpha-beta T cell receptor complex.